Messenger RNA from Pocillopora meandrina, 12057 nucleotides. Lineage: Eukaryota; Metazoa; Cnidaria; Anthozoa; Scleractinia; Pocilloporidae. The record is from the annotation of a GenBank genome assembly.
UCAGCAGCAAAUAUUUUGCUGGCAAGUCUUGCGGUGUCAGACCUUUUUGUAGGUUUGCUCAUUGAACCAUUCUAUAUAACAUUGGUUUUAACAAACCCACCGUCUCAUUCUCCAACUUUAAUAGUGUUUGAGUUUCUAAACAUCCUUCUGUGUAGUGCGUCUUUUACCACCACAGCGGCAAUCGGCAUCGACCGCCUCCUUGCACUUCAACUACAUUUGAGGUACAAAGCUGUUGUAACGCCGCUUCGUGUCACCUGGGCAGUAAUCGCAAUUUGGAUAAUCUCGGUUAUCUUAUCAUCUACAAGGCUGUGGACUACCACAAGAUUUUAUCUAACUUUGUCUUCCAUAACAUUUGUGUCUCUAGCUGUGAGUUUUGUUGUCUAUUUGAAAAUCUAUCUCAUUGUCAGGCGCCAUCGAUUGCAGAUAGCACAUCAACAACAACAGCAGCAACCACAACAACAACGGCUCAGUGAAGAAAACAUUUUUCGUAAAAUAAGGAAAUCUGCUGUAAACACAUUUCUCGUGUGCAUUUUACUCAUUUGUUGCUACAUGCCGCAUUCCAUAUUAUUAAUGAACAAUGUUUUCCAGCCUAAUAUUCUAGGAAUAACGUUCAUGAUACUUUUACUCAAUUCGUCCUUAAACCCAAUGUUAUAUUGCUGGCGAAUCCGUGAGAUUGGUACAGCGAUGAAGUAUACUUUUCGUUGUUGUUUUUGAUAACUUAAAUAUUUUAAAAUGAUUUAAGUCCAGUAGUCUUCGGUAGUUAUCAGCAAAUAAAUUGCGUUCACUAUUAAAGAACAAGUUGAAUUCACAGUGAAUCUUUAUCGAAGCAUUUCAGCUUCUGACAUAGUGGAAUAAAUCAUUCAAUGUUUCGGUUAAUCUUUUAAGUUUUAGUUAAGCAUAAAAGUAUGUUUAAAACUGUUAUAUGUUCACUUUUUUAAAAAAAAUGAAUAAAGUAAGAAACAUAUCCAACUGCGUUUCAUUUCUCACGCAGUUCAAGUCUUUCAUAUAAGACUGAAUAAGUCUUUCUUGUUGUUUAAACCUCAAUAACUUUUAUUCAAUUUAGCAUAGUGGUCAUUCACCAAGUUAAAACAUCAUAUGCCGCCCAAAUUCUUUUUCACAGCAAAAUGUAAACAGAAAUGGAAAUGAAAGCUGACAUCAAUCAGCAAAUGACAGCUGCAUACUCGGAUAAAAAGAAUUUCGAGUAUUCCCGCUAGAAUUCGAACCUAGGACCUUCCGGUCGGACGGACGCUCUGCCACCGUGUAAGUAGUUCCAUAUGGCGGCAAAUUUCCUGCAAUAGCACUGGGACAGGAAUAUCGAUAUGUCAGGGAUACUUUUUGCACAAUGACCUCUCGACUGAGGGUCAUGAAAAAAGUAGAAAUAACUACAAAAGGUAGUCAGGACAAAGGUAGCGAGAGACUGGCGAGAGCUUUUCAGAACAAACAGAUUAAAACAAAGCAAGGCCAAAGAAAUCUCAGAUUGCGAUUAGCAUUCAAUUGAACAAUGCUCUGAAAUGCACACACAUUUUAAGUCGGAAUAAUCAAUCUGUAAUUUACCACAUAUUAUUGACUUUAACUGAGAGAGGUUGCCAAUAAACUUUUGGUUUGAGGGGUUGGGAUUACUUUGGUGAAAGCUUAUUGAAAAUUCUGUGUCUACUAAGAGGACUAGAGUUGACGCUCAUUAACUCAAACUCUCAAGGUUUAUCAAAGAGUGAUGGAUUUGCAAAGGUGAAAACUGACACUCAAAUUACAAAAAUGGAAAUAAAUAAAACACUUCGGUCUAUCAAGAGUUGGAGUCUUAAAAAGUCAACUGUAUAUAUUAAUUAAGUGGGUAGAAACUUUGCACUUCAAACCUCUGAUUUUCUUAAGCGUACUAUUUCACACGCUCAGAGGGGCUUGGGAUGCGGAAAACUUUUUACUUUAACAAAGUGUCACUUAAACAACUCAAAAAAGCUCAAUAUAACGGGUUCCUAUCAAUUAAAAUUUGCGUGGUUAUUAAACAAGUCUGGAAAUUUCAGGUAAAGAUGCAAAAUACAAAUUAUCUGCCCAACAGGUUUAUUUAGGAAGAAAAAUUUUCACUCGUUGAAAUCACAUCCUUACUUUAUCAUUUUGGAUACUGAUGGCGAGGCUCAUGGAAUGUUUGAUUUGAAUUGCAAAUAUCUUUCCAUUCAAUAAUUAUUCAUUUCAGUUCAAUCAGUAUCUACACACGUGGUGCUCAGAAUUUUGCUAGUCUGCUUGGUUGAAGUUACUUGCCCUAAAUAACAGUUUUUGGUCAGAAAAUUCGUCGUUACAAGUCCCAAAUGCUCAUAGUAUCUGAAUAAAUUCAAUAUUUGGUAUGAAACGAUAUUGACAGUAUCUGAAUAAAUGUUGUAGCUUAUCGGUUAUAAUUACCUGCAAUCAGCGUCAGAAUUAGCCGACACUUGUUUGAAGAGUUAUAUUUAUGUGCACAGUAACACUCCUAUUUUUACCACUUUAAAUAAUUGACAGGACUGUUUACAAUCUUAGACGAAAUUACUUUAUGCUCAGCAAGCUCUGAAACCGAUCCCUUUAUAAAGACACUUGUUUCAAGGCAAUACGUUAUGUGUCGAUAAAUUCGUAGCUUCAACUUCACCCCCCCCCCCCUUCGGCAACCCCCUAGCCUUUGAACUUAAGAAGAUUGAUUCGUUCCAAUUCUCGUCACGGAGGCCAAAAUUGCGUUCAAAUGCCCACUCAAAGAGUAAUUUUUUUGGAACGAUUCUUUGUUUGCAAUUGAUCAACAAAUUUUGCAGAAUUCAAUUAGCAAAGCCACGCGUAUCAGCUUUCGUAACCGCUUUUGGAUAUUGCCUAGCCCCUCUAAGCAUCAUUCCACGAUGUAAACAUUUUCCUUUAAGCUAUUUACUCGCGAAAGCAGACUCUUUACUUUUAACUUCCCCCAUAUUUAAAUUUGAAAACAUGCGUAUUCUUGCUGGUUCAACCCCCACCCCCACGCAAUGUUCGAAUUCCCCACCCCCGGGCGCGGACGACAGUCAAAUGCCUGUGGGUUGCCCGAGGGAGAUGUUGAGGCUUCCAAUUGAUCAGCACGUUCUGGGGCAUCUACUGUGUCGAUGCAUCCCAUUCACACGUUUAUCUUUGUGAUUUUUUCAAGGUCUUGUUGCAACAAAACAAACCAAAAAGUGACACUUAAACGAGUGUUGUGAGCAGGUUGGGGAUAAAAAUGUUUGAAUUCUCUAAACGUCACCUUGGCAAUGAUAUUUGACCUCGUGUGUGUCUCGAAGAAUCGAAAGCUAAAUAAAAUGACGGUUACAGUUUUUGAUCAACACGCUGUAAAGAUGGUUGAGAAAGAAAGACACGGAAAGGUUUAGACUUUGACAGGGCACCUUAAUAUUUAACGAUUUAUUAAUUUUGUACUAAGCCUCAAAAGUCAUCCAGGAUUGCAAUGUUUUUACUACACUACGUUAUGUGAUUCGUCAAGAAAACUAGCCUAACCCGCUCAACCAAUCAGACGCAGAAUUGAAACCAACCGCGUCUCGGUAACGCACGUUUUCCCGCCCUUUGGGCAGUUUGCUUGUUUUCACUUUGAGUUCUCGUUAGCCGCUUGUAAUAUAAUCCUUCGCUCUGAUUGGCGUAAUGAUAAGUAUGGUUGAGGUUUUACGACACUCGAUCGAAAAGUGUUUCGAGUCGCCUAGAAGUAACAUUUUCGGUUCUGUCAACGUGUUGAAAAGGUCACGUAUUUAAAAUUUGCUUUGGCAAACGUUGGGAAUUGAGAGAAAUUCGAAAGAAAUAGAUUUUGGUGCAAUCAAAAUUAUUUCUGCCCAAGGUGAUGAUUGUGUCACGAACUAGAUUUAAGCCAGGCGCCGAAAAGAGAAAAAUAAAGCUUUGAAAACCCAUUCUGUCGUAAUGUAGUAGUCAACAAACUGAAAAUAGCUGAUCAGUGCAUUCAACAGUCACCCCCCAAAAAAUCCUGGAUUAAAAAGAGUUGAGGUGAUUGUUCUGAAGAAAUUAUAGAUACAACUUGUCAAAGUAACCGAUCAUAAUUAUUGUUGCAUUAAUUUCAUUGCCGUUUCUUUCAACUUGUUGAAUAUUUUAUCGCUUCCUUGAACUAAAGUGGAGAAGGAAUAUUAGGAAAAGGAGUACAGAGAUAUUCAGUACCAUAUUUUCUUUAUCACUGAUGAAUAUUUUCACGUGAACGGCAAACUUUGUGCACUUUUAAAAUUCAAUAAAAUCUGAUUUUCUGGAUCAGUUUUGUAGUUCAAUGCAACUAGCUUCAAAACUGCUAACUUGCUUCGUCAUGAAUUUAAACCAAGAAAAAAUAAGGGGACUUUAUUUUCUCUUGAUUUGAACACAAUACUUAAUAUUCCUUCGUUUGUUAAGAUUUAAUUUAUCGUAACAAGAGCCGUAACAGAAUCCCAUCAAGAAGUUUAUAAAUGAUACAGAUGGAUGCAGAGUGCAAGUAGAAACUGAAUUUUCUAAAGGAGCGCUUAGUGAUCACUUCGCUGAAGAGAAUACGCGGAAACAUGUCAUUGAAUUAUUUCUUCUUUUUCUUUCAGAUUUGAACUUAAGGUGAUGCAAGAAGAUUCGAGACAUGUAUUGAAUUAAAUAAAGUUUCUCAGACCUUCUCUUUGGAUUCAUGAGUUAGAGAAACAUAGCGUGCUGCAGAGCCAUGAUUGCGUCAAAAACCAUCGAUUGCAUAAUUUGCGCUUUUGAAAGGCCUAGGUACAAUUUGAAAAAAAAAAAGUAGGUCUCUUUGCAGGAAAAACUUUUAUCAAAAAACUCUUAAAUCUUUAGGUGGGAAAUCUGUCCAUAGAAAAAAAAUGGUGGAAUGGUGUCUGAUGUUGACCAAAAAAUAACCAAGUCUUUUGGCGGGAAAAAAUCUCACUUGAAGCGAUUGAUUUUCUCCCAUUAAAAGUUCUGUAUAUUUUUUGUUUUGCACCGGACGCUGUUCAAAUCCGCAGAAUUUUUUUCCUCUCAGUAACCCUCCAAACGCAAAAUUUUUUUAAAAGAGAUAGCCUAUAUUUUGACUUGUUACCAGGCCCUUUUAAAAGCGCAAUUUUUUAUCAUUUUUAAGGCAAUGAAAGAUAAUAAAGUGAAAACACAAAUCUUAUUUGCUUGUAAGUUUUAUUUAUUUCUAUUUUUACAACUCUUUAUUGACAAGUGAAAGUGUUUACAGUUGAUAAGCAUAAAUGCAUUAUAGCUAAGUAAAUUUCAACGGAGAACUAAGACAAAGUAAUAAAGUCUGAAAAGCGCCAAGAUUAAUUUAAGAUCUCGAAAAACUUAAUAAAAAGACUAGAAUAAGUCUGACAAGCACUAGGAAUAACUGACAUCGUUGGAACAUUUUCAAAUUUCCAAAGACAGUUGUUGAACUGAGCUACAAUACAACAUGUCUGAUAUCUAUCAAUGCAUUAGAAAUGCUAAAAUUUUUGAUGAGAAAGUCAAAUGGCAAACAGGAAAAAGCAAAAAAAUCUUGCGACGUAGGAUAAUUACAAGUUGCACAAAAAAAAUCUCUCGCUUUUGGUGCUUCUAAUAAACUCAACCUAACCUUUUGCCAAAUUAUUUUAGGCUACCGACGAAAUCAGUUUUCAAAAAAAAGUAACUUGGGUGAAAUUGUGAAUUUUCCUUGACAACAUAUGAUUAAUUCUUAAUGAGACUAAAAUUUGUAAAGCGGUGUUUUGGUUCGGCAACAGCAUUUUGAAUUUGUUUUACAACAAUCCUGUAGCUACUCCCGAUACGAAGUUGACUUUGCUUGGUUAUAGGUUUUACCUCUAAUAUUAAUUUCCAACUGUCUUUCCUGUUCAAAUUUUUCGAUCUUUUCCUGUUUCACCUUGCUUGUGUUUGGCUUCAGCCACAGACGUUAAAAGAACUGCAAGACAAAACAAACACACUUGUUAAAAUACGCAAGAACAAAACUUGCUUACAAAAUAAAGGUGAUCAUCAUGAUAUGGACACUUUUUCUCCGCCUCUCUAGCUGUUUGUUCAGAGUUGACGAUCACCACAAGAUGACAUUUUCAUUCUGCGUGAAGCGUUGAGGUCUUUAUUAUCUGCGUGUUAAAGCACUACUAAAAACCUUUUAAAACCCAAAGAGUGACCAGCUUCUAGUUUCUCCUUACAGGGAUACUGCUUAAUCAUUCAUUAAAAUCAUGCAAGAGAAUAUCAACUGUUUAUAUUGUCUUGAAUCCUGAGAAUAACGGAAAUGAUCGCAAAACCCAUGAAGCUUUGAAUUCUCCUUACGAGUACCUCAGGAAAAGUAUAGGGAAGAGUAUGGAGAAGAUGGAUACUGAUGUUGUAAAGGGUUCUCCUUAUUAAUUUCAAGAGAUUAUAACCUCUUGUAUAAACUCUUCAUGGUGGCCAAUUUACUUUAUCAACUCAUGAAUAUGAAAGCGAUCUUAGCAGUUAUGAACACUACUUAAGCAGUAGUGAAAGGAAGGCCUGAAAAAAAAAAAAUUCAGGCUUGUACGGGAUUUGAACCCAUGACCUCUGCGAUACCGUUGUAGUGCUCUACCAACUGAGCUAACAAGCUAACUGUGUUGGUUGAUCAAUCCAAAUGAUCAGGCGAGAACAAUAGUUUGCUUUAGGAACGACAACUUUGUUUUAGAAUUUUAUGAGGUUAUGCGAAAAUCUUUCCGCGGUCGUUUCUCGUGGAUGAAAAUUCGUACGAGUGUGAACUGCAAAAUAUUAUUUUAAUAAAACUAAGGUGUUUCUAAAUUUUCAAGCUAAUUAAUUACGUCGCCCAAAAUGGUAUGAUAAUCGGUCUCUGCCUCCAUCAAAAAAUGUGCGAACAAAGCGUGCGUCACAUGUAUUCGAAGAUUUAGAACGACGUGAUCGGAAGACACGCCUUCCCCUUGCGCUUAACUUACGUAAACGCCCUUCAGAAUUUACGAAACUAAUGACAAUUUCCUGCGCUGAAAUAACAUAUUCUCAAUGGCAUGCAACAAGGUUACUUAAAUUUUUGGGAUGAAAAGUUAGCGUCUCAGAACAAUUAAGCUGAUUGUUCGCAAUUUUUAACGCGUGGCAAAAAUUUUGUUUGCAUUCCGAUCAUUCUUUAUCGGUGGUGCCGGACGAAAUGUCAUCUAAUACAAAUUAAAAUACCGUCGCUCAUUACUUUCUUUCAUAUGAAUGAUUAAAUCAUCUUGAAAAGUUGGGAAAAAUUGGAAAAAUAUUUAAGAAUUUCUAAGAUUUAUCGCAAAAGCUAGAAACGGCCAUUAGAGUUUUAGAUAAGAUUUCUGCACAGCCUCAUCCUAGUCUAAAACAAAGCUGUAGUCCCAAAAGCAAUCGAUUGUUCUCGCCACUGUUUUCUGUCUCCGAAAACUGUAUGCAUAAUGAAGCUUGGGGCUGUGCAGAAAUCUUAUCAACAUGUUUAUUGAUAAUUUCCUAUUUUCUUUCGAACGAAAAUUCACAAGCUCGAACUAUUAAAACUUAAAAGUGACUAACGAUCAAGAGAAAAGUUUAAUUUUUAAAAUGUUUCUCAUCAUCUUUUACCGUACAAAAUAAUCUUUUUUACUCUUCAUUUUAAAUGAUCUCGUUGCAUUUCCUUGACUUCUUAGCUUUUAAAAUUUCAUUGUUGUAAUUUUCCAAAUUACAGAACAAUACAACUCUUUAGCUUGUAAGUGUUGUUUACCCAUUUCCAGUCAUAUGAUAACACCAGAGACCUUAAACAAACCACGACGGCGACGGCAACGAGAACAUGGAAAAACAAAAGAACUAAUGGGCAGAACAAUAGCUCGGCACGUGCGUUUUAAAACUUUGUACAUUUCUUAGCCGUCCCGUGCAAAACAACAACGUGAAAUCACUACAAUUUGAGUUGUCUGCGAACCGAAACCGCGACGGUAAAUUAUUUUAAUUUCCAUUUGGAACUUAACGCUUCUUUUAUACGUUAUGCUGAAGUUGAGGUGUGGUGCCGUAUGAGAUGGUAAACAAAUGCAGCCAUUUUUGAAAUUCUAAUUACAGGCAGAAAUUCAUUUUUUAAUCGAGGUCUUCCUCAGCAUUGCCGUCCUGACUGCUUAAGUUCCCUACUACAGUUAGAGAACGGCUUCUUUCAGAUUUCCUCUUAUUUACGUGCAUUUGUAUACGCAUGAUUCACCAUGAUAGAGAAUUCCCUUGGAAUAGGUAAAAACAUGCAAUCUCAAGAGGUCUAUCAAAAGAGCCAUAAUGGCUUUCAAACAAACUAGAAUUUGUAAAAUUAUUUUCCACACGCAAUGUGUUACGGGAAAAUUUACUGAUUUUCCCGUGUGUGUUAUUCGGAGCAUAUUUAUUCGUAAACUUUUACAUUUAACCAUUUCAAGUCCUUUCAUUUCAAUAAAUCAAAAAUAUGCAUAAAAAUCACAGUAGCUUUUGAAUAGAUUUUUGUUGUUACUCGCUUUCAUCAUAUGCACUGGUUGUCGGCACUUUUGUUUUUUAUUUCAUGGUUUUUUUAGGUAAAUAUAAGUGUUAAUGGUCUUUCUGGAAACAUUGGUUUUCAUGGUAGAUAGCAGCUGAGUUUAAACGCGUAAAUUUAAUUUCUUUUCAUGCGAUGGUUUCCAAACCAACCUUGCAUAAAUAAGCAGAAACUUUUAAUUGCUUUUCCUUUUUUUUAUUUCCUGAGCUGCGCUACUGCAAUUAAGAUAGGUAUUGUUUUCUAUAUCAGAGCUGUAAAUUCGCACCUAGGUUUCCUACUUUAAUGGCCUAGAGUUUAUUGCAUCCGUCUUUUUAAUUUUGUGGUUCUUUCCGUCGUAGAAACAGAUGGAAUAUUUAAGUAGUUUUCGUUUAACUUCAAAGAGAUAUUUUUCCGCUCCUUUGUGUCCUUAUUCAAAUAUUGCGAUUUGUGUGACGAGUUUCCGUUCUCGCUGCCGAGUCGUCUCUACAGAGUUAUUUCCCCCAGUUGUUAUUGUUCCGUCCGCGAAGUGUCAGUCCUCCAGUUUUGGGGCGGAAAGCUUAUCGUCACAAAUGAAAACUUUCAACUGGUCUCCACAAUUAACCCAUCACUUAACAAGCUAUUUUUGGCAUAUUUGUUCAACUGAGAUUUUCCACAUACAUUGAUAUAGCUACAGGUUCUCAUGAAGAGUAACCACAUGUUUAUGUUAUGAACCUGUUCUUUUAUUAUUAUUAUUAUUAUUAUUAUUAUUAAUUUUUUUUAAAGAAUGUCUCUUACCUUAAUGCAAUUCUUUGCUUUCGUUCCCUCUCUGUCUCCUCAUAUGCUUUGUUAUUAUUUAUCUUUAUGGCAGUUCAACUAAAACGUGCAAAAAAAAAUUACAGUUAAAAUUGUCUUGGCUCCAUGAGUUACACAAUACUGGUUUAAGAAUUUAAACGGUUCAUGUUUUUAUUAACGUUUUUACCCCUAAAAGUGAUAAGCAUCUAAUUUCUCCUUACAGUAUCACCCUUGAAUUAAGGAUUUAAGUCAUUAGAAUCAAGGUGCUGAUGACGAGGUCAGGAAGCUCUUGAUUAUCAAGCAAAUUCUUUCAUAGAAAACGUACAGAGAACAGUAUGAAGAAAUUGAAAUACUAAUGUUUUCUGCAUUACAACUAGGGAUCUUUCAAUGCACCACUAAGCGAAAAAUAUGCGUUACACUAAACUUCUUCCUAGCCUAGAUGAACUGAUACAACUAAUACAAACUAACUGAGAAAUUUGCUAUUGAAAUUAUGAACGGAGACCUGAAAGCGGCACUGGUUAUGAAGAACUAGUCUGAGACUCUUCCAUCGUUCCUAUAAAACUGUCUCAACUUUAUACAGCGCCGCUCAAAAACUUUCAAGUUGAAUUCAUUCUCAUUCUUACCUCGUUUUUGUUGCAAAAAAAAAGAAACAGUUUUGUGGUGAAAGGUCAAUCCAUGUCGGUAAAGCCUGCCAGCAUAAGCAAAGAAACUCCUUAGUGUUUCUGGCUCCGGCAUUUGGACGUUAAAUUUCCGUGGCGUGAAACAGUUCAGACCACGAGGAACCAUAAAAUGUAAAUGAGCUGAAAAAUUUACACGUGCAAUGAAUUUAAUUGAAACUGAAGAGAGCGAACCUGAGAACGAGGUUGAAGAAUAUUUGCAUGGCGAAGAUUCUAGAGUUGAGAUUGAAAUAGGUUAAGUUAAGGCUUAUUCAAAGUUGAUUUCUUAUGUCCACCUAACGGACUUUUAUCAUAUAAAUUUGUGAAUUUGAAGAGAGGACUGGUGUUAAUUUUUCAAUCACGGAUUUUCUUAAUUCAGUUAGAUUUGGUCUUUCAAUUUUCUUCAGCCUUCAGAUUAAAUUACAGAUUUUUAAUUAAGACUUUCAAGAAUAUCGUUAUGCAUUGCUGAAGUAUGAACAAACAAGCCUACUGCCUGUUUCUUCUCAUCAUGUACAGAGGGCGUGUAGAUUAACACAAAAAUAACUCCUUUUCCUAAAGAUUGUGCCUUGAUUUUGCGUUCAAGGUUACAGAUUUCUAUAGAAUUCGAAAUUGGAAGUGUUAUGCUGCGUUGGAUAGCUACUUUAACGAACGUGUACCAUUUUAAUCAUCAGCUUUUAACACUCGUAACGUUAAUAUAAUUGAAAUCCAAUAAAAUAAUUUGAGCUCAGUCUCUUCCUGAAAAAACAAACAUGUCCUCUCCCUUUAUCGAUAUUUUUUAAUCAAAGAUGCUUGUUCAUUGAGAGCGACGCUAUACCUUUCAAUCUCGGUUUUCGUGUUUUUUGCAAACUUUCAUAUGCAGGAUGCGCUAAAUGGCUGCUACAUCGUCGAUACCAGCCGCCGACAAUUUUCAAAAAUUUAGAAACUAGCACCAUCUCUCAUGGCCACUUCCUUAACAGUGUGAAACAGAUGAAAAUAGUGUAUUUUAAAUCAUAUCUCUAAAAUGCGAAUGAAGAUACUUGUCGAGGGAGGACCAUGACAAACUGAAGAUAAGAAUGAAACAAGCCACAGACCUGGUUCCAUAAAAUACUUUUCUGUAUUGGUUUGCGCUUCUUUGAGGUCACAUUCGAAAUUGAAAGCCAAUCCAGCUCCGUGGAUGAUUUUGUUAAGAGGAACCUCUUGUCCUUAUGAAAACCCCAUGUCAACUGCAAUAUAAAUUUAAAUUAAGUUUACUUUUUAACUGAACACAAAGCACAAAGAAGGAGAACGUUGGAGGUUAGCUAUGAAUAUUUAAAUGUCCCUUUCCAUAUUUUUUAAAUCACAUAUACAGUGGUGGGAAACACAAACAGCCCAAGAAAAAGUAGGGCUGUGAUGAAAGCAGACGUGAUGAUUAAUGCAACGCAGUCCUCCAACAAUUAUCAACACAACAGUGCGUCGAAAUUCGAGAAAAUCUCCGACUUCGUCAUAGGAUUAGAUUACGAAAACAGACUUCAUUAUGUAAUAGCAUUUUGUGCAGUGAAUGUCAUCUUCUGUAUCACUGCUUCCUUCGGUAACAUUGCGAUUCUACUGGCUCUGUGGAGGACGCCUUCUUUACAUUCAGCAGCAAAUGUUUUGUUAGCAAGUCUUGCGGUUUCAGACCUUUUUGUGGGUUUGCUCAUUGAACCAUUCUAUAUAACAUUGGUUUUAACAAACGCAACGUUUCAUUCUCGAACUGUAAUAGUGUUUGAGUUUCUAGGCAUCUUUCUAUGCACUGCGUCUUUUACCACCACGACGGCAAUCGGCAUCGACCGCCUCCUCGCACUUCAAUUGCAUUUGAGGUACAAAGCUGUUGUAACGCCGCUUCGUAUCACCUGGGCAGUAACUGCAAUUUGGAUAAUCUCGGGUAUCUUAUCAUCUACAAGGCUGUGGACUAACGAACAAUGUUAUCUAUCUUUGUCUUCCAUGACAUUUGUGUCUCUAGCUGUAAAUUUUUUUGUCUAUUUGAAAAUCUAUCUCAUUGUUAGGCGCCAUCGAUUGCAGAUAGCACAUCAACAACAACAGCAGCAGCCACAACAACAACAGCCCCGUGAAGAAAACAUUUUUCGUAAAAUGAGGAAAUCUACCAUAAACACAUUUCUCGUGUGCAUUUUACUCAUUUGUUGCUACAUGCCGCAUUCCAUAAUGAUAAUGAGCAACGUUUUCCGGCCUAAUAUUCUAGGAAUAACGUCCAUGAUACUUUUACUCAAUUCGUCUUUAAACCCAGUGCUAUAUUGCUGGCGAAUCCGUGAGAUUGGUACAGCGAUGAAGUAUACUUUUCGUUGUUGUUUUUGA